UGCGGGCGCGGAGGCAAAAGCCUGAUGAUGUUGCCGGACAAGCGAGCCGCCAUCUGUUCACCGACGUGGUCAGUGCUUGGAGGCAUGCGAAGAGCUCGUCCGGGAUUAUCAAAGGCGAGCUCAGUGUGGUAUUCGCUCCCGCCAGUGAGGAGUCGUCUGGACACCGCGGUCCGAGCAGUGUCGCGAGCUAACCGGAAGCCCUGGGUCACAUGAUGUAUAGGAGACCGUCCUCCCCCACUCAAAGAGGUCUCGUUUAGAGUCUGCCUACGGGAGAC
Fomitopsis serialis is the source of this 275-nucleotide messenger RNA. RefSeq lists its product as uncharacterized. The record is from RefSeq and is a predicted model, not a curated record. The coding region runs from base 25 to 213 and encodes 62 amino acids. NCBI's taxonomy places the organism in Eukaryota, Fungi, Basidiomycota, Agaricomycetes, Polyporales, Fomitopsidaceae. The transcript has a single exon.